Molecule: messenger RNA, 1377 nt
Organism: Menidia menidia (Atlantic silverside)
Lineage: Eukaryota; Metazoa; Chordata; Actinopteri; Atheriniformes; Atherinopsidae
Source: the annotation of a GenBank genome assembly
AUGCGCUCGUUGAGCACGACGCGCGGGUCUGACCGCGGAGGGGUCCGAGGGAGGCUGCAGGGGUCCGGCACGAUGCUUUUACUUUGCCUCCUCGCGUCCGUGCUGUCCACUCACGGCUGUCCGGACAGAUGUUUGUGCGCCUCGCAGACUGUGAAAUGCCAAAACCAGGACUUGGACGCGGUUCCGCAUCCCAUACCGAACAACACCAGGUUCCUGUUCCUUUCAGGAAACAACAUCUCGCGCGUCGGCGAGGCCUCUUUCCCUGACCGUCUGGAAUUCCUCACGGAUCUCUAUCUCGGCGGGAACGGGAUGGAGCGCGUGGACGACAUGGCGUUCGGCAACCUGCCCAACCUCACGCUUCUGGACCUGAGCAACAACAGAAUCCAGGAUUUCAGCGACAGAGCUUUCCCUCCCGACAGCAGACUGCAGCUCCUGAACCUCAGCGGGUCCAUCCGCAACCACUCCUCGGCCGAUUCGGUCCUAGACUUCCUGCAAAAUUCCGAUUUCCCCCAGCUGAGCGCGUUGGAUCUGUCCCAAAACGACCUGGUGGUUCUUCCCCGCGGGAUCUUCGGCGGCCUGCCCAACCUGAGCGCCCUCAGUCUGCGGAACAGCUCCCUGGUGGCCGUCCAGAACGGGACCCUGGCGGCCCCGCCGCUGCGAGAACUGGACCUGAGGGACAACGGCCUGCGGGGGCUGCCGGCCGCCGCGCUGGCCGAGCUCGGCCUGAAGCCGGGCCUCCGCGUGCGGCUGCUGGGCAACCCCUGGCGCUGCGACUGCCUCCUGGACGACAUGCUGGCGUGGCUGAGGAACUCCUCGCAGGCGGCCGACGCCGCCGGCCUGACCUGCUCCGGCCCGGAGGCCCUGAGGGGCCGGCCCCUGCUGCGGCUGGAGCCGUCCCGCCUCAAGUGCUCCGGCAGCAUGGAGGGCGUGCUGGAGACCUCCUACGUCUUCCUGGGCCUGGUGCUGGCCCUGAUCGGCGUCAUCUUCCUCCUGGUGCUCUACCUGAACAGGAAGGGCAUCAAGAAGUGGAUGUACAACAUCCGGGACGCGUGCCGAGACCACAUGGAGGGGUACCACUACAGGUACGAGAUCAACUCCGACCCCCGCCUGGCCAACCUGAGCAUCAACUCGGACCCUCUGCCGCAUGUCCCGCACAAGCACCCGGCAGCUGGGAUGCCGACCGUGUUCUCGCUGUCACAUCGCAUGGACGGUGAAUCGUGGCGAAGGGGGUCUUUUGGGAGAGCCGGCCCCAUGCGAUGCGUUCAGUUUUCGAUUUUUUUUCCCCGAAGGGUGAAUGGACGGAGGGCCCUGAAACGCAUCGCCUUCCCCUCCGACUCCGUUUCGCUUCCGCUCCAGUUUGCCACUCUGGAUAUGUGA